Fusarium proliferatum ET1 is the source of this 837-nucleotide messenger RNA. RefSeq lists its product as uncharacterized. NCBI's taxonomy places the organism in Eukaryota, Fungi, Ascomycota, Sordariomycetes, Hypocreales, Nectriaceae. The record is from RefSeq and is a predicted model, not a curated record. The transcript is spliced from 3 exons. Gene Ontology annotation, molecular function: DNA-binding transcription factor activity. Bases 1 to 837 code for a protein of 278 amino acids. Gene Ontology annotation, biological process: negative regulation of DNA-templated transcription.
AUGUCGUCCAUCGCUGAAAUCGAACAAGAGAAGAAGACGUACCAAGAACAAUUCGAUAUCGUUCUCGGUCAGCUACGCGAUGACCCCGAUAACGUCGAGCUCAAAGCUUUAAAGGACGAGUUGAACAGCUUCAUCGAUCUUCUCAAUGAACAAAUUGCUGAGCUCAAGCCUGCCCAGGCGCCCAAGCCCGCCCCCAGAGAACCAUCACCGCCACCUCAGCCUGAGAAAUGGUCUCGCGAGAACCAUCCAGCCUUUAAGAAAGCAGCUCCAGUGGAGGAAGAGAAGCAGGCUCCUGCAAACUAUCAGGUCAACGAUACAAUUCUAGCCAAGUGGGUUUCUGGUGACAAGGCUUUCUACCCAGCGCGCAUUACAUCUAUCACUGGAUCCUCAACAGACCCUAUCUACACCGUCAAGUUCAAGACCUACGAUAACACCGAGACCUUGCGGUCUCGCGAUAUUCGACCUGUGUCAAACAAGCGAAAGGCGGACGGUACGCCAACAACUUCAGCACCAGCAACACCUCCGGCCCCUGGACUGGUUUCAUCAGCGGGCGCGACAGUAUAUCCUGAAGCGAAGAAGGCAGCCGAGCAAGAUGGUGAAGUAAAGCCUCCCAAGGCCAAGAAGAUCAAGGCCAAGAAGGAACUCGAGAAAAACAAGAAUAAGUGGCAAGAAUUCAGCGCAAAGUCCAAGUUUGGAAAGAACCAAAAGAAGGACAGCAUGUUCCGUACUCCAGACGGCGUCCACGGUAGAGUUGGCUUUACAGGCUCUGGCCAGGCCAUGCGAAAAGACCCCACUCGAAGCCGUCAUGUCUAUCAAAUGAACGAUGAGCUAGACUAA